AUGCAGGUUAGAAAGUUUGUCAAUGAUGUCCCAUUUUUGUUACAAGUCAUUGUGAUUUUCGUUAAAAGAAAGAUCUAAACAUUUACUUGAAUUUUUUAGGCAAUUACCGCCCUUGCUCACUUGAGAGCAGCAAUUCUCUACGUGGUGGACAUUUCAGAGCAGUGUGGUCACACUCUUGAGGAACAGAUAGAGCUGUUUAAUGGCAUUAAACUUCUGUUUGCAAACAAACCCUUGCUGGUGCUCUUAAACAAAAUUGAUGUCCUUAGACUUGAUGAGCUUUCUGAGGAGAAGAAAGAGUUGAUUAAAGUUUUUGAUCAAGAGGGUAAUAUUCUGCUUGAUCUUCAUAACAUUGCAGUACGGUACCAUGCUGCAGUACAGUCCACCUACUUUACCACAGUUGACCCAGGUAACCCUUAAUGCUCUGAUCAUCAUCUCAGUAUCAUUAUCAUCAUCAUCAUCAUAAAAAUCAUUAUCUUAGUGAUUAUGAUCAUGAUCAUCGUUGAUCAUCGUGAUGAUGGUCAUCGUCAUCAUCUUCAUCAUCAUCCUUAGCCUUUGAGCAAGUUCUCCAUUUGUGGGACAUCAUGAAAAGUAGACACGUGAGAGGAGACGUGAAAAGCAGCAGUUGAGGGAGAGAGAGGAGAGCUUGCAACGAUCACUCAUUAACUUUCAUUUCCACCGCGGACACCCCAAAGCAUUAAAACUGUCACUGCAAACGUGCCAUAGAUUAGAAAGUCACAUUAAGACAGCCGAGGGCACAUAGAAUUUAUUUAUUUAUUAAAUUGCUUUCUCAACAGCUUUCCACUGCAUCAAAGCAAUGUUUUUGACCACUGAUGUGUUUUUUUUAUCCUCUGGACAUUGAACUACAAUGGUCCGCACGGAUAAGAAUUCAAUACUUUGAUUCUCCUUUCAUUUACAUUUGAAAAGUCAUCCACAGUCAGAAGACUACGCUCCCGGUCACAAUCACCAGUUUUUGAAACAUAGUAUACUUUUGUCUGUUUCGCAACUGGAGAAGAGCAUUUUCGUGGACUUGGUCCUCUUACGUUUUACUCCUUAGUUGCUUCUUACUCUUUCUAUUGACCUUCUUGACGGUCAGCUGCUAAUUCUUCGUCAGCUACACUGUCACGUACCACUUUCUGAAUUUUCUACCCUGUAGAAUUCAAUCAGGCGAAAAAAGCAACGUUGGAAGGCACUGCAUCAACCACACGCUCAAAUCUAUCCUCACUUUCACUCCUCUCAUUUUCAGAACUAAACAAGGCACUUGAUACAAACAAAUACAACUGAUGAAGGGUUCUAAUUUUCUGAUAAUCCUCAGCUCGCAACAUUUUAUUGGCAACACUUUCACGCAUACAGCUUUGUGAGAAUUACACACAGACGAAAGUUAUCUUUCACAGAAGGAGAGAGCGAUUUUCUGCCUCUACCAGUCUUCUUUUUCAAAGUGAGUUCAGCAAUUGCUGACAUAACACAGGUUUUGGUGAUAAUACAUUUCCUGUGAUCUAGGCAGGCCUGUUAUCAAUCCACUUUGAUUUCCGGAACGUCAUUUUUCCCUUCGUCUGGACAAAGUACAUGUACAAAUGAAAAUUUAUGAGAGAUUGUUGCAAGCUCUCCUUUCCUUCGCCUCUCGUGGCUUUGUCGCUCGCUCUCUUGCGCAUUCUCAUGUGGCUCACUUGGCUUGCCCAAAGAGGAGAGCUUGUCCACAGGCUAUAUCAUCCUCAUCAUUAUCCUAAACUGUUGACUUAGGAGUUAAGUUUACUUGACUUUUGUAAACAUAGUAAGUCUCUCCUCCAUAAUUAGAACUUGCCAUAUUAAGGCAGUGUAUGUUUGUACAUUAUUGAAAUUUUUUUUGUGUAUGAACAAAGAAACAACAUAGAGAUAAACUCCUGGCUGUUUCUGUAGGUGUUACCCUUCUUCCAUGAGUACAGUUACUGAAGAAGGCGUGAUGACUGUCAGAAAUGAGGCUUGUGAUCAGCUCCUAGCUCAGAGAGUUGAGAUAAAGAUGAAGAGCAAAAAAACAUCAGAUGUCAUGAACAGACUUCAUGUUGCCAUGCCAACACAGAGAGAUCAGAAAGAGAGACCACCCUGCAUUCCUCAGGUAAUGCCGCACUAUCCUAAACAUCUCAUAAAGGAACUGUAGUCAAUCCCUAAAGCCCACAGUGAUCAGUAUCGACUUUCUUUCCAAGGAAUGAAUGUGUAAUUUAAUAAAGAACUAGUGAGAGUUAGGGCAUUGAUCACAUAAGAAAAUUGUCUUAGUAGGUUAACACUUGUUGUACAAGAGAUAGAUGAACUCUCGUGGAAGUUUGUGCUGCUUAGUAUAGACUCCGUUACAGCGCUUUUCACCAACAUUCGAGCUUUCUAGUUCAAAAGCUGCCUUCACAAUUGCGUUUUUUGCUGCCCUCAAUCAUAAUUACACUUUUACCAUCACAAGCAAUGAACCGCACAAAACGGAUUGAAAUCCACAAAUCACAGAUCACAAACCAUGACCUUUUGAACCCAUUUAAGUAAAGUUCUGUUUCCUGAGAGGUCCGCUAAGAUGAUUGACGGCAGCGAAAAACACAAAGGUUAGUUGGCUUUUGAACUUCGGAGUUCAGGUGUUUUUGAAAAACGCAGUAAUGUAGACAAAAAUACCACACUAGAUAACUGUUUGUUUUACUGGCAUAAACAGUGCCAACUAUGCACAACUAUGAGUUCUGUGUAAAUAGAGAGUGAACACAUCAGAUUUUUCUUUGCAUUGUCCCUUUUUUAGAGCUUAAACAUAAACAAAGAGUACUAAAUAAAAAAGUGUACAAAGAAAGCCCAGGGUUUAGUGGAUUUUUCUAUCAGGCUAUUGAAUUCUGUUCUUAACUCUUCUAACGGGCAAGUGAAGUUUUUUGGGGAAUUCAAAUUACAGACGAACUGUGCUUAAGUUAUUAUGCUAUGCCUGUAGCUAUACUUUUCCUGAAUGGCAAGCUGUACUAACACUGACUUUCUUUGCACCCAGCUUCAUAGUGCCUUAUGAUGCUUUAAAUAUUACUGACAAAAUGUGCGUGAAAUAAAUCAUAUAUGAGAACUGUGGAAAUGACAUUAACAAAAAUGAAAAAUGAUCAUUGCAGUUGUGAUUUAUGAUUUUCAUACAUUGUAGCUUAGUUGGCUAGAGUGUCACGCUGGUAUUGCGAGGUCAUGGGUUCAAAUUUGAUGGAAGUCUUAAAUCUUUUUCGGGCUUCUUACGCAAUUGUGUAAAUUGCAUUCACAACUGCGAGGAUCAUUCUUCAUUUGUUUUAAAUAUUACUGUUAGUAACCAUUCUGUCAAAGUGAUUGUAAUACAUCUAUUUAUUAGAUCUACACUGUGUCACAUUGCAAAAAAUUAUGUCCACAGAGAGAGUUUGGAUUGUCUUAUAAUAUUGAUUCAAACUUUAUUUUUGCUACUUCAUAUGCAGGCUGUACUGGAUAAAAGGCAGGCUAUGGUUGUUGAAGGAGCUCAGCCCAAGCGCAAACUGGCCAGAGAUCUGGAGAUUGAGAUGGGAGAAGAUUACUACAUGGAUAUGCAGGAGCAUUGGGAUCUGGCAAAAGGUGACAAGAAACAUGAUAUUUUACCAGAGAUUUACCUUGGAAAGAAUGUGGCUGACUUCAUUGAUCCAGAUAUUAUGAAGGUGAGGUUUCAACUUGGAGUUGUAAGUUUCAAUUUCUUUAUGUGCAAAGUAACAGGUCAAACCAAGAGAGGAGCCCUAAACACAAAGGGUACUUUGUGUCCUUUUUUAAUCCGCCUAAUCUGAGAUUGUAUAUGUCACUACAAUAACUCGAUUAAUUAUUUAAUAAUUGAGUAGAUGUGUUCAUAAAAAAUCAGUCAAUCGAUCAAUCAAUCAAUAGACUUGGCAAUACAAAUGAAGGCCAUUUCCAAGUUACAAAAAGUCGUACUUUCAAAAUGAGGCUAAAUGCAAAACCUUUCUUGUGAAAACAAGUUUUAUUUGCAUGAUAACAAAGCUUGUUUUCAUAUCAAUGCCUUUGCUCUUACAGGGCUGCAAAUAACAGUCGGUUAUCGGACAUAAGGCUGACCAAAAUUUGCUAGUUUAGCGUCCGAUUCUCCACGCGCCUUACCGCUAGGUGGAUCUGAGACCUUUUUGUUAUCACAAAAAUAAAUAUUUGAAUUUCUUUCCUGACAGAAAUUAGAAGAGUUGGAGAAAGAAGAGGAACUGCGCGAGGCUGCAGGGCUUUGUGACUCAGAACCG
Porites evermanni is the source of this 4199-nucleotide messenger RNA. The record is from the annotation of a GenBank genome assembly. Lineage: Eukaryota; Metazoa; Cnidaria; Anthozoa; Scleractinia; Poritidae.